Peromyscus eremicus (cactus mouse) is the source of this 885-nucleotide messenger RNA. It is a transcript of the gene Tmem178b, whose product is annotated as transmembrane protein 178B. The record is from RefSeq and is a predicted model, not a curated record. NCBI's taxonomy places the organism in Eukaryota, Metazoa, Chordata, Mammalia, Rodentia, Cricetidae. The transcript has 4 exons. Bases 1 to 885 code for a protein of 294 amino acids. Gene Ontology annotation, cellular component: membrane.
AUGGCUGCCGGAAGGUUACUGCUCUACACGGGGCUAUCGCUAGCGCUCUGCGCCCUCGGCAUGCUGGCUGUGGCCAUCUGCUCCGACCACUGGUACGAGACGGACGCCAGGAAGCACAGGGACAGGUGCAAGGCCUUCAACACCCGCCGGGUCGACCCUGGCUUCAUUUACAACAACAACAACAACUUGCCUCUGCGCGCGAGCCGCUCGCGCCUGGACCGCUGGGAGGGCAAACUCCUCCGGGCCCGGAAUCGCCGGCAGCUGUUCGCCAUGAGCCCCGCGGACGAGUGCAGCCGGCAGUACAACUCCACCAACAUGGGCCUCUGGAGGAAGUGCCACCGGCAGGGCUUCGACCCGGAGAUCGCCGCCCUCAUCCGGAAAGGAGAAAUUGAGAGAUGCACGUACAUCAAGUACCACUACUCCUCAGCAACCAUCCCCAGGAACCUCACAUUCAACAUCACGAAGACCAUUCGUCAGGAUGAGUGGCAUGCCCUACACCUGCGCAGAAUGACAGCUGGCUUCAUGGGUAUGGCGGUGGCCAUCAUCCUCUUCGGCUGGAUCAUCGGUGUGCUGGGCUGCUGCUGGGACCGAGGCCUUAUGCAGUAUGUGGCAGGGCUUCUCUUCCUCAUGGGAGGAACCUUCUGCAUCAUCUCACUGUGCACCUGUGUGGCUGGGAUCAACUUUGAGUUAUCGCGUUACCCACGCUACCUAUAUGGACUUCCAGAUGACAUCAGCCACGGUUAUGGAUGGUCCAUGUUCUGUGCAUGGGGGGGCCUGGGCCUCACACUAAUCUCGGGAUUCUUCUGUACCUUGGCCCCCUCUGUCCAACCUGUCCCGAGGACCAACUGCCCUAAAUCCAGACCAGAAAAUGGGACAGUGUGCUAA